This is a messenger RNA of Phaedon cochleariae (mustard beetle), 2785 nucleotides long. Lineage: Eukaryota; Metazoa; Arthropoda; Insecta; Coleoptera; Chrysomelidae. The record is from the annotation of a GenBank genome assembly.
GGGUUAUGCUGUUAUGCCAACAAAACGCUUGUUGUUUGCCGUAUUUGCCUGAUAUUUUCAUCUUUAAAUAAUCAUUUUAAAAACAAGAUGAGUCGCAGACGUCCCCAUGAAGAUGACGAUGGAUACGAGCGAGCCUAUAGAAAAAGGCGACGUGUAUCAGAAAACCAAGAAAUAGAAGACAGACUGGAAUCCCUCAUCCUCAGAGUAGGAGAAAAAAGCACUUCUUCUCUGGAAAGCAAUCUAGAAGGUUUGGCCAGUGUUCUAGAAGCAGAUUUGUCCACUUUUAGAGCUAAAAUACUGAGAAUCCUCACAGAAUGUGCAAUUCGAAUGCCAGAAAAAUGCACUAUUUACACAACCCUAGUGGGACUUUUGAACGCUAAAAAUUUCAAUUUUGGUGGAGAGUUUGUGGAGUACAUGGUCAAAACUUUCAAGGAAUCCCUCAAAACCUGCAAAUGGGAUGCAUCUAGAUAUGCCUUGAGGUUCCUUGCUGACUUGGUCAAUUGCCAUGUAAUUUCAGCUACUUCCCUCAUCCAGCUCUUGGAUAACAUGAUUGACACUGCAAAUGAGGACAAUGUUCCCCAAGUCAGAAGGGACUGGUAUGUGUUUGCAAUUUUGAGUACCCUGCCCUGGGUAGGCAGAGAGUUGUAUGAGAAAAAAGAAAAAUCUCUGGAACACCUCAUGGUGCAAAUUGAGGUUUUCUUGAACAAAAGAUCCAAAAAGCACCACAAUGCCUUGAGAGUGUGGGCUGUUGAUGUGCCUCAUCCUCAGGAGGAGUAUUUGGAUUGUUUGUGGGCUCAGGUGAGAAAGUUGAGGCAAGAUAAUUGGGCUGAGAAGCAUAUACCCAGGCCUUAUCUGGCUUUUGAUUCAAUUUUGUGUGAGGCUCUGCAGCAUAAUUUGCCUUCUAUCAUACCUCCUCCUCAUCAUGACAGUUAUCAGUACCCUAUGCCAUGGGUUGUGUUCAGACUUUUCGACUACACUGAUUGCCCGGAAGGCCCCAUUUUACCCGGAGCGCAUUCAGUGGAAAGAUUUCUGAUAGAAGAACACCUGCACUCUAUCAUCGAAUUGUACCAUCUGGAGAGGAAAGAUUGCGCUGCACACCUUCUGAAUUUUCCCUACAAAUUGAAAAUUCCACUCGAAUAUUGCAUUGUCGAAGUCAUAUUCGCUGAAUUGUUCCAUAUGCCUACGCCUAGAUAUCUCGAAAUAGCUUAUGGCGCGAUUCUGAUCGAGCUGUGCAAGUUACAACCGUCCACCAUGCCGCAAGUGUUAGCGCAAGCCACCGAAAUGCUCUUCAUGCGCAUCGACACGAUGAACGUGUCGUGUUUCGACAGGUUCGUCAACUGGUUCUCGUACCAUCUGAGCAACUUCCAGUUCAGAUGGUCCUGGGAGGACUGGGACUCCUGUCUGCUGUUGGACGAGGACCAUCCGAAGCCGAAGUUCAUCAGGGAGACGAUGCUGAAGUGCUUGAGGUUGUCAUAUUACCAAAGAAUCCGUGAAAUUUUGCCGGAAAGUUUUGGCAAGUUCAUUCCAGAAAAACCAGAACCAGAAUACAAAUAUGCCCAAGAGGGUGCCGCCUCCCUACCAGGCACCUCUUCUGCUCAUCAGCUAGUCGUCUCGAUACGUCAAAAGUGCACCCCCGAAGAGGUCCUUGCGGUACUCAAAGACCUCCCCAAUCCCCGAUCCGACGACGAGGACGGUCGCUUCAACCCUCUCAAGAUCGACGUUUUCGUCCAAACUCUACUCAAUUUGGGCUCGAAGAGCUUCUCGCACAGUUUCGCGGCCAUCUCCAAGUUCCACUACGUGUUCAAGAUCUUGGCCGAGUCUGAGGAAGCUCAGAUUUGCGUGCUGAGGAACAUGUUCGAGUUGUGGCACAAGCACCAGCAAAUGAUGAUUGUUCUUAUCGACAAGAUGCUCAAGACGCAAAUUGUCGAGUGCUCAGCGGUGGCCAACUGGAUUUUCUCCAAGGAAAUCUCCUCCGAAUUCACCAAGAUGUACCUGUGGGAGAUCCUUCAUUUGACAAUAAAGAAGAUGAACAAGCACGUGAUCAAAUUGGGCGCCGAAUUGACGGACUCUAGAGAAAAAUUGGCGCGCGCCGAAUCGAGUGACAGCGAUUCGGAAGAGGAUGAAUCGAAGAAGAAAGGCGAUGAUCUGGAAAAACCGACCGAAGAAAUGGUCGAACGCAUGGAGGAGAAACUCGAGGCGGCUCAAGCCGACCAGAAGAACCUCUUCCUGAUCAUCUUCCAAAGGUUCAUCAUGAUCUUGUCCGAGCACCUGGUCAGGUGCGACACGGACGGCAAGGAUUACGGCACGCAUUGGUACAAAUGGACGAUCGGCAGGCUGCAGCAGGUGUUUUUAGCUCACCACGAACAAGUCCAGAAAUACAGUUCGACGUUGGAAACUUUGUUGUUUACGCAAGACUUGGAUCACCACAUCCUCGAAAUAUUUCAACAGUUCGUGUCGCUACGAGCAUAGUCGUUUUAUUUUUGUAAUGAAAGAGUAUUAGCAUUAGGAUUUAUGUAAAUCUAUGAUUCGUUUUGUAAAUUUAUAAUUCGAUUUAAUUUACAUGACACGUUUGUACGGGGGUGAACGGACUUGAGUUUUCUAUGUUGGCAUCACUGUGAAUCAAGCCGCUGUCAAUUGUCAUUUUGACAAUAUAUCAAGAGAAUAUACAGGUUAUAUUAUGCUUUAUUUAUAGUUGUGCGAACAUAGGAAGCUCAACUCGGAUCAUCCAUUAUUUUCGAGACUUUCGACGGUACAGAGUUGAAUGAAUAAAGAGUUUUUAUCGUCA